This is a messenger RNA of Lachancea meyersii CBS 8951, 1176 nucleotides long. NCBI's taxonomy places the organism in Eukaryota, Fungi, Ascomycota, Saccharomycetes, Saccharomycetales, Saccharomycetaceae. The record is from the annotation of a GenBank genome assembly.
AUGGUGAGUUAUGCUGGUAAACUAGUUUUGGCACCUAUGGUGCGCGCAGGUGAGCUUCCGACGCGGCUUUUGUCGCUGAAAUUCGGUGCAGAUCUGGUAUGGUCGCCAGAGAUCAUUGAUAAGAAGUUGAUCCAGUGUAAACGGAUAGAGAACAAACCUCUACGUACUGUGGACUUUGUAGCACCAGGCUCGAAUUCAAAUAAGUCAUCGAGUGUGGUUUUUAGAACUUUUCCAGAGGCCGAAUCUGGGAAACUCAUUUUCCAAAUGGGCUCCUCCGAUCCGCAGCUCGCAGUUCAAGCAGCCCAGAUGGUGAUCAAAGACGUGGACGGGAUAGAUCUGAACGCAGGCUGUCCAAAGCAUUUUUCUAUUCAUUCCGGUAUGGGAGCAGCGCUUCUUCAGACCCCGGACACUCUUUGUUCCAUAUUGACAUCGCUGGUAGACGAAGUUGGCAAGCCCAAUCAGAAACCUAUCAGCGUCAAGAUUCGUCUUUUGGACGACGAAGCUCUAACUGUCGAGCUUGUCAAACGUCUGUGCUCGACCGGUAUCACUAAUCUGACUGUACAUUGCAGAACGACACCUAUGCGGAACAGACAGGCACCCAUCAGAGAUUAUAUUCCAGCUGUUUUCAAAGUUUGCCAGGAGCAGAACGUGAGCCUUAUUAUCAACGGUGCUCUCCAGGGUAGGACUCAUUUCCUUCAGUUGCGUAAGGAAAUGGGCCUCUCUGAGAAGAUUGGUGGAAUGAUUGCCGACUGCGCAGAGGCUAACCCAACCAUUUUCAGUCUUUCGCCGCUUCCUUGGCAUGAGGCUGCAAAAGCCUACUUUUCAAUUGCCUCGCAAUUUGAUCACAACGUGAACAAUUCCAAAUACAUGUUGACGAGGAUUGUACCGGGCAAAUCCAAAUUUUACCAAUACUUUACCCGCUGUAAAUCGAUGGCGGAGGUUGACUACGUCAUUAAACUUCUAGGUGACGCUGGCCAGCCUUUGGACGAUCCGACUGAGUACCUAGCUAACUGUAGAUCUCAAGAAAAACUACUCAAAAAAGAGGCGGCCGACAAAAAGUCCCAGCUACUUCAAUCUAAGAAAAUGAGUUCCGCGCCAUCCACACAGGAUUCGUUAGAUCUCAAGAGGUCAAUUGAAUGCGACGAAACAUCUGAGGCGAAGAAGGUUAAAAACUAG